Messenger RNA from Aphis gossypii (cotton aphid), 2749 nucleotides. RefSeq names its product N6-adenosine-methyltransferase non-catalytic subunit (gene Mettl14). Bases 178 to 1341 code for a protein of 387 amino acids. The record is from RefSeq and is a predicted model, not a curated record. The transcript has 7 exons. Gene Ontology annotation, molecular function: mRNA binding. Lineage: Eukaryota; Metazoa; Arthropoda; Insecta; Hemiptera; Aphididae. Gene Ontology annotation, cellular component: RNA N6-methyladenosine methyltransferase complex; nucleus.
AUAUAUAAAUUAAAUAAUAUAGAUAUAAGAUAAUAGAUUAUAGGGAAAUUAGUAAUCGCGAAGCUUUUCUCUAUUUCCAUGUUUUCAUGAUUAUUGAUGUGAAUCUGGCAUUCUGGGCUCUGGCAUCUACCCCUUGUAUCUUGAUUCUUGACCAUCGAAAAAUAAAAAUUCUCAAUUAUGAGUGAAACAUUGAAAAUGUUAAAAGAACAAUCUAAAAAAAGAAAAAAAUUGUUAGCAAAAAUGCUUGGGUUUUCUGAUGUUCAACAAUUACGACGAGCUUUGAAUACUCAUAGAGAGGAUAUGCCAAUGAGUUCUGUUCGUAAAGUAAUAAAUAAAUGUAAUGCCCAACCAAAGAGUCCAGAACAUACAUACAAUGAUUCGUCAACAUUUCUCAAAGGCACACAAUCGUCGAAUCCGCAUAAUGAUUAUUGCCAACAUUUUGUUGAUACUGGUCAACGCCCACAAAAUUUUAUAAGAGAUGUGGGCCUUACUGACAGAUUUGAAGAAUAUCCUAAGCUAAGGGAAUUGAUUCGUCUAAAGGAUGAACUUAUACAACAAACUGCUACUCCUCCAAUGUUUCUGAAAUGCGACCUAAGCACAUACAACUUAAAAUCAUUGAACAUAAAAUUUGAUGUUAUACUUAUCGAGCCCCCACUUGAAGAAUAUCAACGAACCUUGGGAGUAACCAAUACAAAACUAUGGAAUUGGAACCAGAUAAUGGACCUAGAAUUAGGCGAAUUAGCUGCCAAUCGUAGUUUUAUUUUUCUUUGGUGUGGUUCAUCUGAUGGUUUGGAUAGAGGCCGUGAUUGCUUACGUCGGUGGGGUUUUAGACGCUGUGAAGAUAUUUGUUGGAUUCGAACAAAUUCUAAAAAUCCUGGACAUUCAAAAAACCUAGAACCAAAUGCUGUCUUUCAACGCACGAAGGAACAUUGUUUGAUGGGCAUCAAAGGAACAGUUCGUCGAUCUACAGAUGGUGACUAUAUUCACGCUAAUGUUGAUAUUGAUUUGAUCAUUAGUGAAGAGAAUGAACAUGGUUCUAUAGAAAAACCUGUUGAAAUAUUUCAUAUUAUUGAACAUUUUUGCCUAGGAAAAAGAAGAUUACAUUUAUUUGGUCGAGACAGUACUAUACGCCCAGGAUGGCUUACUUUAGGACCUGAAUUGACUAAUUCUAACUUCAACACAGAAAUGUAUAAUGGAUAUUUUAGUAAUGGUCAAUUAACAACUGGUUGUACUGACCGUAUUGAGGUACUUAGACCAAAGUCUCCUCCACCUAAAUGUAAAAUACCUAUAGGAAUAAGAAAAAGCAAUUCUUGUAUAAAUAGAGGUAGAGGAAGAAUAUAAUAUUUAUUGUUUAAUGGUAAAAGACUUGAAUUUAAAAAGAUUUAAGUUAAAUUAGAAUAUAUACAGUGUGAUCACGAUAAGUGGAAACACUCAAUAACUUUGUGCAAGUUUCAUAUAUUUAAAUUCUGCUUUUUUGGCUUACUAAUAAACAUUAUUAUACACAUUUUUAGAUAAUUAAACUAAAUUUGUCACAAUUAAUUUUACGCAUGCGCACAAAAUUUUUUUUUUAAAUGACGAUCUAUUUUCGACCACAAAUUAUUUUUUAAUGAAUUUUAGUGAAUGAAUUUCUUUUCUAAAUUGAAAAUUUCCCAAGUAAUAGCAACUUGAUUUUAUAUUAUUUGCAUGGGUAUAACAGUUUAUAAAAUACUUAAUAAUAAUAAUAAAUAUGUAAUAAUAAAAAUAAAAAUAUUAGUAGUAAGAUUUCUUACUAAAUCUUCUCCCAAACAUGUAAGAUGACCUUCCACUAAACAUAAGAGCAAAUUUAAUAUUCCAACAAGUAGAGCUCCAGCCCACAAUGCCAAUAUUGAUAUUUUAUAAUCUAUUAUACCAGUGCAAAUAAAAUAAAAUCAAGUUGUUAUAACUCAGCCAAUUUUUAACUUAGAAAUGGAAUUCAACCACUAAAAUUCAUAUAAAAUACAGAAAAAAAUAAUUUGUGCUUAUAAAUAGGUCAUAUAAUUUAAACAAAAAGUUUUUGUGCGCAUGCUCGAAAUUAAUUGUGACGAAAAUAUUUUAAUUAUCUGACAAUGUGUAUAAUGUUUAUUAGUAAGCCAUAAAAGCAGAUUAGAAAUAUAUGAAGCCUGUACAAAGUUAUUGAAUGUUUCCACUUAUCGUGAUCACGCUGUAUAUUAAACUUUCUUUCUCCUAUGUCUUAAUAGGUAUUUAAUCUUGCCGAAAUAUCAAUAUCCUAAUGUCGCUUGGACUUUUAAGUACUAUUUAUUUUUUAACCUAUUUAAUUUAUAUAAGAUAGUUAUCUUUCAUAGUUUCAUUUUAUACUAUAUUAAAUCUGAAGACUUACAAUAAUACUGAUGUGUAAAAUACUUAAUAUUAAAUCAUAGAAAAAUAGAUUUUAUCUACCAAAAAGUAACAAAUUAAAUAAUGUUGAUCUAUAUGAAAUACUUGUUACCUCUAAAGUGAUCAUAUUUAUAUUUUUCUGUAUAUACUAUUAACUUUAUUUUUAUUUUUAGCAGUCAAUUUUAAAUUUAAAUAUUUUAACUUGCAUUUAUAGUAGUUUAUUCUUAUAUUAUGAUCCAAGCAGUUCACUACGGCCACUGUGUUCUAAGUAUGGCAAAUGCAAUACCAAAUUUAGGUUGGUAGUGCCAAUCGGGCGAUAAUAGUCCGUAGAGUGUAAGUACACAAUUUAUAGAUACUUGGACUAACAUAUUGUAUAAAGAACAUACAAUUUGUGCUA